GAAGUUCCAGAUGUCAAAAUUCUUAAACGUAGAAAACAAUAACAUUAGGUGAAACGUAUCGCUUUCAGUGAAGAACUAACAGAAAUACGUGAUGUUCCCAUGUUUCAUGGACAAUAUUUAAAUGUUUCGUUAUCCAAUUGCAAUAUACUUGCCCAAUCGCGUAUGUUCGAAUCGAACGCUAAUUCCGAUACGCAGGUAUAAUGGCGUUUUAUGACAACAAAUAUUGGAUUCUUUCCCAUGUAAGGAACUCAUUCUUGUAUUCAGAUGAUACUGGUAUGUGUGAAAUGAUAUUGCAGAAUGCUGAUAUACCAAAGAAUAUCAGAGAAGAGGGCAAAAAGUUAUGGUUUGGGAACCUGGAUGAUUCAGAGGAAGAAUUUGAUGAUGAUGGACGGAUUCACACACGAUCUCUGGGAAAUGGUAAUGAUGACUUCGGAACCAGAAGAAGAAGGCUUAACACUGUAGUAAGGCUAGAAAAGAUGAAGAAAGAACAACAGGCAGCAGCUAUGAUAAGUACUAUUAGAUGGAAAGAGCCAGAUUUGACAAUUCUGGAUGAGGAAAAGGCAAAAUUAUUUGCCAAGAAGGAGGUCGUUUUUCAAAAUUACAAGUCUGUUCUUGCUCGUCUCAUGGCUGAGCACGCUUCGGAUCCCGACUCACCGUUCAUAGAGUACGCGAAGUUCGAUGGCAAUUCCCAACUGAGAGCACCCAUUAGAACCAUAAGGAUAUUUUUAAGUAUGCAAACUACAGAAGAACGCAACUUCCCUAUGACCGUUUGCGUUAUUGCUUCUGCCAAAGUUUCUGAACUCAUCGGUCUUGUGUGCUACAAGUAUAGCCAAGAGAAACGAGAACCCCCGCUAAGUGGAACUGUGGAUAACUACGCCCUGUUUAUUGCAGAAGAUGACGGUAGUCCCGAUGCCGAUUUUCCUUGUCUCGAACCUAAAGAGGUAGUCGGAAAGUUUGGAUUUACCUCACUGGCGUUGGUUCGUUCUACGCAACCUCCGAAAGAGGUGAAAAAAGAGAAUGAAACUACCAAGACGACGGACCAACCUACUGCUGAGAAACCAGAUGAUCGUGGAACCGUUUUGGAAUCUACCGAUUACCAAUCUUUCAAAGGGUUUCUGCUACACAAUAUUCGACCUAAAACAGAAAUUACUUUGGGAAUUUCGUGGGAUCAAGUGGAAAUCAAGCCUUGCCCAGCAACGAGUCGAUCUGUGACGACUUUGCUGUGGUCACGACCAAACCUCAAACCCACCCGUUUGCCUAUGGAGGUGAUCGUCGACUGUGUUCCUUUGCAAACAGUACCAACCUCAGUGGCUAUUAUGUAUUACGACACAGACAAGAGAAAAUGGAGGCGUUUGCGAAUAGAGUGUGACAUUAAGAUUAUUGAACAAAUUGUGGCAAAGUUAAAAUUCAUAUUAGAAAUCCGGGGGGGACUUUACCGCCAAGAAUACCUUCACCACAUGUCAUACGUGAGCAAGAAAGCCAGCCUCAUCCGUUAAACGAGAAAUUUUUAUAUUUCAAUUGUUUGUUUAAUAAAUGUUGUUUGAAAUGUGAA
This is a messenger RNA of Daphnia carinata, 1552 nucleotides long. It is a transcript of the gene Sin1, whose product is annotated as target of rapamycin complex 2 subunit MAPKAP1-like. Gene Ontology annotation, cellular component: TORC2 complex; plasma membrane; cytoplasm. The record is from RefSeq and is a predicted model, not a curated record. The coding region runs from base 201 to 1496 and encodes 431 amino acids. Gene Ontology annotation, biological process: TORC2 signaling. NCBI's taxonomy places the organism in Eukaryota, Metazoa, Arthropoda, Branchiopoda, Diplostraca, Daphniidae. The transcript has 4 exons. Gene Ontology annotation, molecular function: phosphatidylinositol-4,5-bisphosphate binding.